UGUUAUACGUCGGCAACCUCUGUGCUGCGUAGUGCUCACAAGCGAUCGAGACAGUCUUCGCUUGCGAUUCUGUGACGUGAGAGAGAGAAAGAGAUCAGUUUGGUUUUGUGGGUAGUUCCGCAACUAUGGCCGCUGCGACGUUUAUCGAGAUCUUGCUCGCAAUCUUGUUGCCUCCCUUGGGAGUCUUUUUGAGAUAUGCCAUCGGGAUCGAGUUCUGGAUUUGCCUUAUUUUGACUAUCCUGGGAUACAUCCCUGGAAUUUUGUACGCGCUUUAUGUUCUCUUGGUGUAGUCCCAUGAGCAGAAGAUCAACGACAUGGAGUUUGUCAACGUCGUAGCCUGAGGUGGUCUUGUUUUCUAUCGUGUGAACUGCUACUCACAGGUUCAGUCUGGUUCUGUGUAGCCAUUACUCCUCGGGUUGUUUUUUUUAGUUUACAUUACUGUGUAGAAGAAAACAAGAAGUUUUAAGGCAUAUUCCCGCCCCUAGAACACUCCAUAGCUUGGUUAAUCAUCUAGUUAUUUGCAGCGUAACUAUGAUGCGAGAGAUGACUGAGAGGUUUUUGUGUAGAAAUUGGGUGUGAUCCACAUCAUGGUUGUUUCUUCUGCAUCAUGCACUGCUAUAUUCAUCGGCACUGUGACAUACAUCUGUUUGUGAAAUAAAUCUUUGAACUUGAGAUCAAGUGAAAUGGA
Physcomitrium patens is the source of this 688-nucleotide messenger RNA. Its product is annotated as low temperature-induced protein lt101.2. Lineage: Eukaryota; Viridiplantae; Streptophyta; Bryopsida; Funariales; Funariaceae. Gene Ontology annotation, cellular component: membrane. The record is from RefSeq and is a predicted model, not a curated record.